Messenger RNA from Pantherophis guttatus, 6834 nucleotides. Its product is annotated as signal transducer and activator of transcription 5B. The record is from RefSeq and is a predicted model, not a curated record. NCBI's taxonomy places the organism in Eukaryota, Metazoa, Chordata, Lepidosauria, Squamata, Colubridae. Gene Ontology annotation, biological process: signal transduction; regulation of DNA-templated transcription. Gene Ontology annotation, molecular function: DNA binding; DNA-binding transcription factor activity.
CGAAUUUCAGCUUAUAAAGCAGAGAGCGAGAGCUACGGACUUAGUUGAGUGCUAGCGACUUGCUUGAGUGCAGCAGCCUUCUACAGCCAGUGUACUCAAUCUUUGAGUGCAACAGUCUUCUGCAACCAGUGUGCUCAAUCUUUGGCCAAAUAUUGGCUGAGAAGAAGUAAAGGGGAAAGGUCUCACUGCAACAGUAGCUGCAGAGUGAAUAAUAAUUGGUCAACUUCAUUUCAUUCAGGUACCUCCAAGGGGAGGAAAUUUCAUCAAUAUGAGGUGCUAAGUUAUGGCAGUGUGGAUCCAAGCUCAACAACUUCAAGGAGAUGCUCUAAGACAAAUGCAGGCCCUAUACGGACAACAUUUCCCUAUCGAGGUUCGCCAUUACCUCUCCCAGUGGAUUGAAGCCCAGCCAUGGGAUUCCAUAGAUCUUGACAAUCCUCAGGAGGGUGUCAGAGCUGCGCAAUUGUUGGAUGGACUGAUUCAGGAACUUCAAAAAAAGGCAGAGCACCAAGUGGGUGAGGACGGCUUCCUUCUAAAGAUCAAACUUGGUCAUUACGCCACUCAGCUACAGAAUACAUAUAAACACUGCCCUCUGGAGUUAGUACGCUGCAUUCGACACAUCCUAUACCACGAACAACGUCUAGUGCGAGAGGCUAGAAAUAGCCCUUUACUGGCCAGUAGCAUGGCUGACGCCGUGACUCAGAAGCAUCUUCAGAUCAACCAGACUUUUGAUGAAUUACGCCUCUUCACCCAGGACACUGAGAACCAGCUGAAAAAGCUUCAGCAGCAUCAGGAAUAUUUCAUCAUCCAAUAUCAAGAGAGUCUUCAUCUGCAAGCCCAAUUUAGUCAGCUCUCUCAGCUAACCCCUCAGGAACGUAUGGUCCGUGAGCCUACUUUACAGCAAAAGAAGUCAUCCCUGGAAGCUUGGCUACACCGGGAGGCUCAGACACUGCAACAGUAUCGUGUAGAACUGGCUGAAAAGCACCAGCAGACACUGGCUUUGCUUCGCAAGCAGCAGACUAUAAUCUUGGAUGAUGAGUUGAUCCAGUGGAAGAGGAGGCAGCAACUAGCAGGAAAUGGUGGUCCCCCUGAGGGGCCUUUAGAUGGCCUGCAAGCAUGGUGUGAAAAACUGGCUGAAUUCAUUUGCCAGAACCGCCAACAAGUACGCCGUGCUGAACACUUGUACCAGCAGCUGCCUAUUCCUGGACCAAUUGAAGAGUUGCUCUCAGAUGUUAAUGGCACCGUCACAGACAUAAUUUCUGCACUAGUCACUAGCACAUUCAUAAUAGAAAAGCAGCCUCCACAGGUGCUAAAGACCCAGACUAAGUUUGCAGCGACAGUAAGACUGCUGGUUGGUGGAAAGUUAAAUGUUCACAUGAACCCACCACAAGUAAAGGCCACCAUCAUCAGUGAGCUGCAAGCCAAAGCCCUACUGAAGAAUGAGAGUACCCGCAAUGAGUCCAGUGGUGAUAUCUUGAACAAUUCCUGUGUUAUGGAAUAUCAUCAGGCAACUGGAACACUGAGUGCUCAUUUCCGCAACAUGUCCUUGAAGCGGAUCAAGCGUUCAGAUCGUCGUGGUGCUGAGUCAGUGACUGAGGAGAAGUUCACCAUUCUCUUUGAGUCUCAUUUCAGUGUAGGUGGCAAUGAGCUGGUAUUCCAGGUGAAGACAUUAUCCCUGCCAGUGGUGGUAAUUGUGCAUGGCAGCCAGGAUAAUAAUGCCACUGCCACAGUGCUGUGGGACAACGCUUUUGCAGAGCCAGGACGUGUGCCCUUUGCUGUGCCAGACAAAGUGAUGUGGUCCCAGUUGUGUGAGGCUCUCAACAUGAAGUUCAAGUCUGAAGUCCAGAGCAGUCGUGGACUCACCAAAGAGAACCUCCUCUUUCUUGCCCAAAAGCUCUUCAAUAGCAGCAUGAAUCAUCUGGAAGAUUAUAACAAUAUGACUGUCUCCUGGGCUCAGUUCAACAGGGAAAAUCUUCCAGGGCGCAAUUAUACAUUCUGGCAAUGGUUUGAUGGAGUGAUGGAAGUCCUAAAGAAACAUCUGAAGCCUCACUGGAAUGAUGGGGCUAUUCUAGGUUUUAUCAACAAGCAGCAAGCACAUGAUUUGCUAAUCAGCAAACCAGAUGGUACUUUCCUCUUGAGAUUCAGCGACUCCGAAAUUGGAGGGAUCACAGUUGCCUGGAAGUUUGAAAAUGCUGAGAGAAUGUUCUGGAACUUAAUGCCCUUCACCACCCGUGACUUCUCCAUCCGCUCCCUGGCAGAUCGCCUUGGUGACCUCCCAUAUCUCACUUUUGUGUAUCCUGAUAGAUCCAAGGAAGAAGUUUUCUCCAAAUAUUAUAUGCCAAUCACUUCAGCAAAGGCUAUAGAUGGAUAUGUAAAGCCGCAGAUCAAGCAAGUUGUGCCAGAGUUUGCUGCCUCUUCAGGAGAUGCUAUGAGUGUAGGGGCUUCCUACAUGGAACAAGCAUCAUCACCGGCUGUUUGCCCUACUGCUCCUCACUACAACAUGUACACACAAAAUCCUGACUCUGUGCUGGAUCCAGAAGGAGAAUUCGACUUGGAUGAUUCAAUGGAUGUGGCACGACAUGUGGAGGAAUUGCUGAGGCGCCCCAUUGACAGCCAGUGGAUCUCCCAUAAUCAGUCUUGAUCCUGCCCCUUCCCUGGAGAGACCAUGAGGCAACUGUGAAAUAUUAGAAGCCCUUCCCUGAGCGAGUUUGUAGCUGCUGUAAGAAUGGGUUUCCUCACCCUGUGGGGGAACCUCUGGCUGAGAGGGUAAGGUACCUGAGGGACAGUAAGUGCUGUUUCUCCUCUUGCCCAUGCGGGGAAGGCAGUAGAGUGUAUCGCUUUAUUUUCCAUCUGCUCUUCUGAGAAGCUUGCCUCAGGCUUUCCGCUUUUGCAUACUGUCUCCUUCUGCCAAGCUAUCAUUUCAUUUAUACUAGGAACCCUCCUUCUGUUUCCUCCUCCUCCCAGAAUGUAAUACACUGCCCUUCUUGUCUAGAAGCCUUUUGGUAUCUGGGACAAGAAGGGACUGAGCUAUGGAGAAGAGUAAGCCUUAUUCAAAGUCUUGUCAUUUAGUGUCUGAUUUACUUUUAUUCUUUGCUGCUUCCAAGAUAAACAGUAUGCUUAUGCCUGCAUUUGACUUCCAGGUUACGUGCCUAUAUGCAGCAUUCUGUGUAAAAGAGGCAUUCACUUUGGGAGCUUUCUUUGAGCCUUCGAUGCAAUGCAGCCUAACCCUGCCCAAGUGCUCUGGAGCCUUUGUUCUAUGCCUAACCACUUACUUCCAGCUUUUUCAAUUUGCCUUGUUGCAAGAUGCUUGCUUACCUACAAGCUCCUGCAUUUAGUGCUAUUGGCUUUUGACAUGUCAGAUGCUUUUUUCCCCUACGAAUCACAAAUACAGCAGAUUGUGGAGGAUGCUUUCAUUUAAAUACAGAAUUACAAUUAGUAUAAUGGUUUCCCUCUUCUCGAAUUUGAGGGUAGUGACUGGGGAGCAGUUCCAAGGAUUUGACUGCUAAGUACAGAGGGAAGAAGACAUUUUGACUUCUAAAUGUCCCAACAAACAUUUCUAUUCUCUUCCCCCCUCCCCCCCCCAAUGUCUCCUCAUUAGGCUGAACAACUGGGAAAAACAGAUUCAUAUAUGCACUAUUUUUAUACCUAGUAUUCAGUAAAGCUCAGAUUAUUUUAACAGUUACAGAUUUUACACAUAUAUCUGUGGGCCGGGUGCUAUAUUUAGAAAAAUGGUCCAGUUUCCAGUCCAGCCACAAUUAUAUUUUUGUUGGGAUUGACAAAUUACCCAGCAAAAGUCAUGAGGGCCAUGGGGGAGAAAUUGCCUAAGGAUUGGAUUUUAGUUUUUGCAGGAUUUCUCCUCCUCUGUUCAUUGAAAACAAACAAACACACGCACACACAUUUUUCAGAGAGUUUAUUUAAAAAUAUAAAGAUUAGGUACUUUUAUCUAAGCAAAAAAAAAUUGCAACAGAGGGGCUUAAGUAAUUUUUACUCCUCAGGAACUCCCCCAACUUCUGACUGAGCUAGGAAAAAGCAUGUCAUGCACUUUGCCCUGGCGGUAACUCUUACAACAACUGUUUUGAAGGUUAGAAAAUAUACAUCUUUAGGGUAAACAAAGCCUAGUCACUUGGGAGUCAUCCUUAAAGGUCAGCUGUUGUUGAAACUAUUUCUUGCUUUCUGCUAAUAUUUUGUUUUCAAACAAGUCAUUUCUAGGAAUAACUAUGAUACUCUUUAGGAUAGUGUAUUCAUUAUAGUAGAAUCAUCUGAAAAUGCAUCAAUAACUAUUGUCUUUGGAAAAUAGAUCCCCCCCCCCACCCAAUAGCAUUUCUGUUGCAGAUCUUUUGGUGGUGGGUUAGUUGCUUCACUACUGUAAUUCACUUUUCUUACUAAUACCUACGAUAUAAGUAAAAAAUUUUCCUGACUUCCUGAAUUAUUUUGAAAAACUGAUGCUUAAAACAUAUAUACACACCUAAGCUUUUUCUUCUGCACAAGCAUAUACUACUUAGUAUUUUUAAAGAUUCCUUCUCACUAUAAUAUAUUUACUUCCAUCUUCUUUCACUGUACAGUGAUACAGUCAUUGUUGCAGAAUCAGCAGUACUAUCUUUACAGUAUUUUUAGUAUAAGUAAAAAGAAAGUCCUGAGGAAAUGUGCCCAGGACCAUACAGUUAUUCUGCAGUAGUAAUUUAGCCUCUAGCACAAAUUAAAUCUUUGAACUUUAUUUACAUUCAUUUCAAUUUUUUCAUUCAUAAUUUUGAAAUCCUUAAUAGAUGCCUUUUCUCUCCCAUUUUUUUGAUUAGUCUUUUCAUUGCCUUUAUUUGAAUGACUGUGGGCAACAAUGCUUCUCAAAUAUCACUUUCUAAGCUUUCUAAUUUCUAAGCUGGGAUAGAAUGUUCCUGGGAAGUAUCAUUUAUACCCAGUUCAAAAACUUCUCAGAUCUUAGGCCAAACUUGUGCCCUCCAGAUGUAAUGGACACUAAUACUUAUCAUUCCAGCUAGCAAUUUAUAGGGGUGGCUGAUCUAGCCCCAACUUCCUUAUUUUAUCAUCCUUAUAUGUUAGCUGACUUUCUUUCCUUUCUCAGAUUCUUUUGAGUUGCACAAAAACAUCCCUACUGUUCUUAAAGCAAAUAUUAAUUAAUAAUUUUAUGUAGUUAUUGUAUCAGCACAAUUUUACAAAGUCUAUUCUUAAUUAUCCAUGGGAUUCACUUCCAAAUAAAAAUGCAGAGCAGAGGUGGUAAAUCUGCAGUCUCCCAGAUUUUUUGGAUUGUAGUUUCCAGCAUUCUGAAUCAUCAUGAUCAAUGGAAAGGGCCUGCAAGGGACUUGCAGUUUUCAUAACUAUAUAUAUAUAUAUAGUCGCCCUGAGUCUUCGGAGUGGAGCGGCAUACAAAUUAAAAUAAUAAUAAAUGAAUCACAUAAAUCAUACUUUCCCAUAUCUUAUUUUAAUGAUGUCAUAGCAGCCUGGUUCACAUACUGUCUUAAGCCAUAAAGUAUGGUUCAUGAAUCAUACAGUGAAGUUUAUACUCUUCCUAAAGGCAAAUCAAUCAGGUUAUGAUUUAGCAUAAUGUGUGGACCCAGUUUUAACAAAUUUGCUGGUUCUGCUGUGUUUAUAGUAGAAAACUUGUCUUCAGCAGAAGAGUCUCCAUUUCAUAAAUUAAAUUUGGGGUUUCUGCACAAAAAGGAUACAUUCUACCCCGAGUUAAGGCCCUUUCCUGGUGAUAGAAGUAUUUUCCACAUUUGCAUUGUUUGCAGACUGCAUAGCAAUUCAAUAUCUGUAGCCACCAAUGUGCUCAUCAAUAUCUUCCCUUAUAUCUGUUAAACUUACUAUACCAUUUGACAUUUAUUUAUUUUUUUUAAAAAAAGAAUAAGAUACCAGAGUUCUCCUGCAUUAUCUUUAUUUCUGGAAGUAAUUCUGGACUCACAUGGCUGCAAAGACAAUUCUUUAGAGAUGAUGAGUGGCUAGCCCCUCAUCUGGAAAUAUGUACAUCUCUCCAGAAAAAAAAAACCAAAUAGCUAAAUUAAGGUGCUAAACUAUCAAAUGACACAAUCACCAUUUAAUCUUGGAUAAAUGAGCAUUUGUAAGAGGCUGUUUGUACAUGAGCAAGUCUACUUUGCAUCUUCUUUACUGAGCUUGCUCACAAUAGUUUUCAAAAUCUCACACGUCCACGGAGACUCCCUGCUGCCCGUGAUUUACAUGACCUGAGGUUUUAUUGAGCCUUUUCCUCCAUAACAAGCAACAGUCCCCACCUUAACUAAGUUGUGUUCUAAUGCCAUUGGUUGCUGUUCAAGAGCAGCACAUAGAACUGACCCCAGAGAUGCUUUCUGCUAUAUAGAUUGAUUUGCCCACUUGAAAUGAAAAAAGAUCUGCAACAAAAGUAUGUUGUUAAUGGUGCUUCUGUUUAAUUUAGUAAAAAUUGCACAUACAUUCUUGGUGGACUGUGCCUACUUCACUUUCAUUCGUCCAAAGAGUCUGUCUGAACAACUGUUAUAAAUCUGGCUAUUGUUUCAUAGUGUGGAGGAAGGGAGAUAUCCAUAAAACUGAGACAUAAAAACAUUGCACUAUUUUAAAGAAUUGUUUUGCCAAAUGUUUAAAUGGUAUACAAAGUAAAGUUUUCUGCUAAAUAUAUUGUUUGUGUUUGAAAAAAACUUACAAAGCUAAUGUUUUCAUUUUUGUUUUUAAACUAUAAAAGGGAGAACAACUUCAAGAUAUAUUGCUUAAAUGCUUUUAAGGGUUUUUUUUUUUACACAAAAGCCAUCUAUGUGAAAAAAAAUCUUUAUUUUGAUGAAAUAACCAUGUUUUGAAAAAAGAUGUUGUAAUCUUUGUGCUACAAUAAAGUAUUGUAGGGUA